AUGUCCAACCUGACAAUGCUUUCUGAAUUCAUACUCCUGGGACUGUCUUCCAGGCCUGAGGACCAGAAGCCACUCUUUGCCCUCUUUCUCAUCAUAUACUUGGUCACCGUGUUAGGAAAUCUGCUCAUAAUCUUGGCUAUCCACUCUCAUCCUCCACUCCAAAACCCCAUGUACUUCUUCCUAAGCAUCUUGUCCUUUGCUGAUAUUUGCUACACAAAUGUCAUAAUCCCCAAGAUGCUGGUUAACUUCUUGUCAGAGAAAAAGACCAUUUCCUAUGCUGAGUGCCUGACACAGAUGCAUUUCUUCCUGGUCUUUGGAAACAUGGACAGUUAUCUCCUGGCAGCUAUGGCCAUUGACCGCUAUGUGGCCAUUUGCAAUCCCUUCCAUUAUGUCACUGUUAUGAAUCGCGGACGCUGUGUGUUGCUCCUGGUCUUCUCCAUCACUUUCUCCUGUCUCCACUCCCUCCUGCAUGUCCUUCUGGUGAGUCAGCUCACCUUCUGUGCGUCAAAUGUUAUCCAUCACUUUUUUUGUGAUGUCAACCCCGUUCUCAAACUGUCCUGUUCUUCUACCUUUGUCAAUGAAGUUCUGGUCAUGACAGAAGGCCUGGCCUCUGUGAUGGCUCCAUUUGUCUGUAUCAUCAUCUCCUACCUGAGAAUCCUCGCUGUUAUUCUCAGGAUUCCCUCAGCUGCCGGAAAACGCAAAGCCUUCUCCACCUGCAGCUCCCAUCUCACUGUGGUGAUCCUGUUUUACGCGAGUAUCAGCUAUGUUUACUUUAAGCCUUUGUCUAACUACAGUGUCAAGGACCGGAUAGCAACUGUCAUCUACACUGUGUUAACCUCAAUGUUGAACCCAUUUAUCUACAGUUUAAGAAACAAAGACAUGAAACGUGGCUUAAGGAAACUGAUGAAUAUUAAGUUUCAAAUGAAGAACUUGUCUUCUAUAAACGUCAAUAAAAUCCAGGGACCGUGAUUGCAAGAGUUGUGUGUGUGUGUGUGUAUGUGUGUGUGUCUGAGCAUUCAAGUCUGGAUGCAAAUCUUCUGAGGAGAAAAUUUUUCAUCAGUUGUGGCUGUUCCUUGUAGUUUUCCACCCUGCAGUCCAUGUCAUGCUACAACUGCACAGUCAGGAUGUCUUGGUACCUAUGCUCCAAUUGUAGACCCACCCUUUAACAUCUCUCAUUCCAGAUAAUCUCAUUCCUUAUACUCAGUUCUUAUUUACCUGGAGCCUCCUAGACUUCCUUUCAUUUACUAAUUCAAAUUUCAGUAAUUGAAUUAUCAAAGUUUUUUUACAUCGAUAUAAAAAUUGAUAUAUAUAUGAACACAUUCACCCAUAUGUAACCACUCUAUUUGAAGAUGUCAAGAAUUUUUAUAGGUGUGUUUGUGUGAGAGUGUGUGAGUGUGUGUAAGAGAGAGAAAGAGACCUCCCCAUCAUAUUAAGGACCCCUCAACUGCAGAAUCAGAUAAUCAGUGUUCUCUGAUCAUUCCAUGAUAGAGCUAUGGUCUCUUCUUAAAAUUCUUAUAAGGACUGGAUGUCCUGAGCUUUAGAAUCAUAGAUUCUAACACCUGGCACCA
Molecule: messenger RNA, 1568 nt
Organism: Oryctolagus cuniculus (rabbit)
Lineage: Eukaryota; Metazoa; Chordata; Mammalia; Lagomorpha; Leporidae
Product: olfactory receptor 1L3
Biological process (GO): G protein-coupled receptor signaling pathway
Cellular component (GO): membrane
Molecular function (GO): G protein-coupled receptor activity; olfactory receptor activity
Source: RefSeq, a predicted model, not a curated record